Molecule: messenger RNA, 708 nt
Organism: Truncatella angustata
Lineage: Eukaryota; Fungi; Ascomycota; Sordariomycetes; Amphisphaeriales; Sporocadaceae
Product: ankyrin repeat-containing domain protein
Exons: 2
Coding region: 1-708 (235 amino acids)
Molecular function (GO): protein binding
Source: RefSeq, a predicted model, not a curated record
AUGGCUGAAGGUCGCCUUUACACAAAGGUACCUUCCGUACCACACACAACCGCUUAUAGCGAAGAUGAGAAGUGUCAAGUUCUGGAUCUUGCUUAUUGCGGCAAGGCUGCAAAAAUGAUUGGCCUCAUCAAGACAAUCGCCGACCGAGAGUCCCUCACAGCCGGACAUAUCGCAGCCAUUACAAAAGACCAUGAUGGUGCUUCUAUCGGACAUUACGCAGCUCGUGGAAACUCUGUAGAGUCUCGUGCUGCCUUAGGACGGGCUCUCAUGGAGUUUACUGUUGGUGAAGCCAGCGUGAAGACAGCUGUCACUUUAGACAAGGACAAGAAUGGCAACUCCCCCAUUCUUGAAGCUUGCUACGUUGGCCAUACAGCAAUCAUUGAUAUCCUUCACAAGAAUGGAGGUUCUCUCACAUCUGUCAAUCUUAAUCAGGACACAGCUGCUCACCGCGCUGUUCUUGGCGGCUCCAUCACUGCACUGAACAAGUUGAUCCAGCUCAAAGCCCCUUUGGGCAAACAGAACAAGAACGGUGCCACCCCACUUCACCUCGCAGUUAAUGAGGAGGAUCUUGACCUGGUGGACGCAUUGUUGGCAACUGGUCUGGCACAGAUGGAGGUGAAGAACAAGCAGGGCAUGACAGCUUUGGAUAUUGCCGAGGAGAAGGAGCUAGGGGAGAUAGAGGCCUUGUUACGACAUUACCAGUUCUAA